Prorocentrum cordatum is the source of this 474-nucleotide messenger RNA. The record is from the annotation of a GenBank genome assembly. NCBI's taxonomy places the organism in Eukaryota, Dinophyceae, Prorocentrales, Prorocentraceae.
UUGCCGCUUUUCCGUCUUCGACCACAAGCCGUACCUAGAGGCAUGCGGCCUGACUAAGGUAUGCGGUGCCGGCUCACCCUGGCCCUCACGCCUGACUCGCACCGAAUGUUCUCUCCCAUGUGCGGAGGAGCGAGAAGGCAUGGCAGAAUGGCGCCAGGCGGCGGGGCCGAAGAAGCUGGCUGCAUGCAGCACGUGCCCCCGAUUCGCCCGCCCGAGGAGGAGGGAGGAGGCUGCUCAAGCCCCCCACCAGUCGGCCGCCCCGCACUCAAAACGGACGCGCCUCCCCUCGGGACUCAGCUCUGGCCACGCCGCACCGACGGCGGCGCGAAGCGGAGAGCUGCACCCAGCAAUGGAGGACACCAGGGCGCCUGGCCUCCCCCCGCCUCGGGGCAGGGCUACACUGGCCUGGGCCCGGCGCUCCUUGGCCUCACAGAUCGUGGGCUGCCAUGGACACCUCUGGCAGCACCUGGUUGA